Molecule: messenger RNA, 5488 nt
Organism: Hemibagrus wyckioides
Lineage: Eukaryota; Metazoa; Chordata; Actinopteri; Siluriformes; Bagridae
Product: kinesin-like protein KIFC3
Exons: 21
Coding region: 327-3197 (956 amino acids)
Biological process (GO): microtubule-based movement
Molecular function (GO): microtubule motor activity; microtubule binding; ATP binding
Source: RefSeq, a predicted model, not a curated record
GAGAGGGACACAGUGUCCGUGUCGGAGAAGGAGGGGGAGGAGUAGAAAGAAAUGUAGCUGUGGAAGAGCUCAUCUCAUCAGCACCAUGUAGAGCUGCAAUCUGGGCCAGAAGAAUGUAGAGAGAGAAGAAUGCUGCUGAAGGAGCAGCUUGAUGUAUGGGUAAGACCAUAGGCAACCUCCGGGGACUAAACAAUUCAUUCCACUGCAAGGAACAAAGAGCAAGCGAUGUAAUGCCUACUGACACAAGCAGAGUGGGGGAUGUUCUAAAAAAGCCGGAGUGUGUUUUCUGCAGUCGACAGUGAGUAGUAAAGUGUACCCCAGGGAAGAUGUAUGCCUUCUACUCUCUGCUGGUCUACAUCUUCUACACUGUUUUUAAGAAGGAUGAGGAGAAUGUACUUGAAGGGGCAUGUGGAGAGACUACAGAGGAUCCUGGCCAUGUUUCCAUGGAAACAGGGACCAGGAGGAAGGGUGGCCACACCCCCCGGUCGGGAAAAAGGCAGUAUGACAGAAUCAGUGAUUCAAGCAGCAGCAGCAGUGAGAGCGAUGAACUGUCUCUCAGUGAUGAAGAUGGCGACACUGAUGACAGUUACACUAUCCUGGCUAAGACACCUUUGGCAGCCUUCCUGUCCUUCAAACAGGAAACGGAAAAGAGGAGAGUUUCCACUGUCCACACUGAAACAGGGGAAAAGGUGCUCGAGUCUCCUCUGGUAGCAGUGAUGUCUCAUCUACUGAGCUUCCUGGAGCAGUACUCACACCUGCAACAGCUGCAGCAGCAAGCUGAGCAGUACCGCAUGCAGCUGCGCAGACACCGUGUGCAGCACCGGCGAAAGAUGAAAGCUCUGCGCAGCUCCUACAGGCAGCGCCUCCGUGACAAGAGCAACGUGAUCCACAGCCUGGAGGAGGCCAUUGCUCAGCAGCAAACCCCUUCACCUGAUAAUGAUGGAUUUAAAGGAUCUGCUGCUAACAUCUUGGUGCCAGCAACCACAGCACACCUUCAGGGAUCUAGUGGAGUCCAUGCCUCGACAGGUCAGGUCCAUGCCUCAACAGCAGCGUCUCCAGGCCUGCAUAAGCUGGUGCAGUCUCUGUGUGGCCUGCAGGGGGAGAGGAGUCUGCUGCGAGGCGAGCUUCGUCUCCUCCACUCACAGCUGGAGCAAAGAGAGCAGGACCGCCACUCUAAAGUACAAGCCUUCCAACAGCAGAUUGAUGAACUGAAGAGCUGCAUCGAGGAGAGGGAAGAAGAGCUUUCCAAACUCCGCAUUGCAUCUGGAGCGACAGACUCGGAAAAGCGCAUGCUGUGUUUGUCAGCUGAGAAUGAGAGUCUGAAACAGAGCCUGUCUGUGACUCAGGGUCUCCUGCAGCAACUGUCCAUCAUCCCUUCCCAGUCCAGCUCACUGCUCAUUAAGGAAAACGAGAAUCUGCGCAGUCGUGUUCUGCAGCUGGAAAGCACUCUGCAGCAGCGAGUCGAACAGCUCUCACGCCUGGAGCGCCAGAGCGAGCAGGACCAGUGGCACAGGGGAGAGGAGCUCCGGAGACGAGAUGAGAGAGUGAAAGAGCUUCAGCUCGAGCUGGACAAGGAACGCAGCAAGGAGCCUGUAGUGAAAUAUGUCACUCAGACGGUGGAAGUGGAAUCGCCUUCAACACUGAGGCAGCUCACCGAAGCCAGACAGAAAAACGAUCAACUAAAACAGAGGUUGUCCUGCGAGAAAGAACGAUGCAAACAGCUGGAGGAGAAAAUCCGACGCUCCGACGAAGUCAGCUGCAAUCUUCAACAUAAGAUUGCUGCAUAUGAGAGAGAGAUCGGGACCCUGCAGGCAGAGCUGAUGAAGGAGAUCGAACAUCUGGAGGAAAAAAAAGAUGAAGCUGUAAAAGCAGCUGCAAACUGUUCACAGGAGCAGUUUCAGAGCCUGCAGGAUCAGUUCAUGACUCUACAGCGACGUCUGAAUGCUCUCCCUCCCACCCUACGCUCGAUGAAGACAGACUAUGCCAGUCUGCGCAGUCAGGUCCGCAAUUUUGCAGACUUUUAUGGAUCAGCGAUCAAAGAAGCCAAGAAACAGAUCUCAGCAGCAAUAAAUGAAAUGUCUGAGGCCAAUAAGGAUCUGCUGGAGAAAUACAGGAAAGAGGUUGCCCUUCGCAGGAAAUACCACGAGCAGCUGGUAGAGCUGAAAGGCAACAUUCGUGUCCUGUGCCGCGUGAAACCGGUUCUAAAAGAGGACCAGCAUGACGAGUGCCAGGCCGUUGCUGUGACCGCGGACCCACACAAUGAAUCUGCUCUCACUGUCCUGAGUAAGGGCAAAGCCAAGACCUUUGAGCUGGACAGAGUCUUUCACCCUCAGGCUACUCAAGAGGAGGUGUUCCAAGAAAUCGAGCCUCUGAUCACUUCCUGCAUAGAUGGAUAUCAUGUGUGCAUCUUCGCUUAUGGACAGACAGGCUCAGGGAAGACCUACACCAUGGAGGGUCCUGUGGACAACCCAGGCAUCAACCAGCGAGCUCUGAAACACCUUUUCAAUGAAAUCGAGGAAAGGAAAGACAUGUGGACCUACACCAUCACUGUCAGCUCAGUGGAAAUCUACAAUGAGGUUCUAAGAGAUCUGCUGAGUAAAGAUGGAGAGAAGCUGGAUAUCAAAAUCAAUCCUGAUGGCACGGGUCAGCUCCAUGUUCCAGGUCUCAGGAUCAAAGAAGUCAAAAACUUUCAGCAUAUCAAAAAAAUCCUGGCAACAGCACGGAGAAACAGGAUAACAUUUGGAACACAAAUGAACCAGCAUAGCUCUCGUUCACACGCUCUGCUCACCAUCACAGUGCAGGGAACAGACCUCGCCACCGGCACCAAAACCACCGGUAAGUUGAAUCUGGUGGAUCUUGCUGGCUCAGAGCGAGUGUCCAAGUCAGGGGCAGAGGGCGAGCGGCUGAAGGAGGCCCAGAACAUCAAUCGCUCACUGCUGGCACUGGGAGACGUGAUCCAGGCCCUGAGGGGCCGCCAGACAUACAUCCCCUUCAGGAACUCACGUCUCACAUAUCUGCUGCAGGACUCACUGGGCAAGGGCAAUAAAACAGCCAUGGUGGUGCAGAUUUCCUCACUAGAGAGAAAUGUUGAAGAGACCCUGUGCUCGCUGAAGUUUGCACAGCGGGUGUGUAAAGUGGAACUGGGCCCUGCAGCACGCAAGAUUGAAAGUGGAAGCCAUUGUGAAAACUACUCCUAAAGCCAACAUCACCUGCACACUUCUGCAAGUUGAAAUCCAGGAAUAUAUCCAUCCCCAAGUGUUUGCUCUUGUCUGAGACUUCUAACGAGACCUCCAGAUGAUUUUAAGGGCUAUGGUUCGGAAAGCCACACAAGUAGCAUCUAUUUCUUACUGCUGAGUAUUCUCAAGAGCCAUGCCUAAUACCUGAUCGCAUGAACAGCUGUGGCUCCUUCCUACAGGCUGAGCGGCAUGUCCGAGUGCAAUGUUCGAGCGUGCGGGUUGCCUCUCUGCACUUCUACAAAAACACACCAUCCUGCUUGAUAAAUGACAUUGUAUUGAUCAGGCACUCUUGGGUGCAUCCGAAAAAUAAAAGGUCAUGACUUUAUCUACUAUACCCACUGCAUCAUCACUGAGUAGGUUUCCGCCAUCACUUUCUCACAUCUGGAUGCUGCUGUAAUGAUCCCUUUAGACAUUUUCAGGAUGUGACAUGCGUCUGUAGCUGAUCUACACCGAGGUGAUGAAAACGUGUUGAGCUUUUGUGAUUAUGUAACUGUAUGAAGCUAGUUUCUGUGUUCACUCCACUCCAUCAUAUCAAUGUGCUGAGGAGUGGUCUUGGUAGAUGGAUGCGUUGAGGGGCGCAAAUGUGUGGCAGUCUGGGAAACCUUUCAGGCAUUGCUUAGUAGAAAAAGAGAAAAAAAACCCCGAAAAAGAUGACGAAUUGGGCUGCAGAUACAAUACUUCUGUUGCUUUUAAAAACAUUAACUGAGCACUUAAUUAGGAACACUAUACUAAUACUGGUAGGGGCCUUUGUGAUUCUGCUCCAUGUUGACAUUCCUGCAGAUUUUUCAGGAGUCCUGUCAUGCUGUGAAUCUCCGUUCAGUCACAUCCCAAUGGUGCUCUACUGGAUUCAGAUCUGGUGACUGGGAAGGUGACUGAAGAACACUGAACUCAUUGUCAUGUUCAUGAAACCAGGUUUAGAGACUUUUGCUCAGUGACAUGUUGCAUUAUCAUGCUGGAGGUAGCCAUUAGAAGAUGGUAAACUGUGGCCAUGAAGUGAUGCACAUGAUCAGCAACAAUAUUUAAAUAGUCUGUGGCAUUCAGGAUGAUUGAUUGGUAUUAACAGCCCAAAGUGUGCCAAGAAAACAUUCCUCACACCAUUACACCACCUCCACCAGCCUGCACUGUUGAAAUGAAUCAGGUUGUAUCCAUGGAGUCAUGGCUGUUGGUGCCAAAUUCUGACCCUACCAUCUGUGUGCCUCAGAAGAAAUCCAAGUUCACCAGCCCAUCUGGCACCAACAAUCAUGCCAGUGAGAACACAUUUGGUCCACAUUCUGAUGGUGGAUGUGAACACCACCUGAAGCUGUUGGCUCGUAUCUGCAUGAUUUGAUGCCCUGCACUGUGCAUUAAUGAAUAGGUGUACCAGUGUUCCUAAUAUAUUGCUCAGUAAGUGUACUGAAAUUGCUUUAUUCAUUCAUAUCACCAUGUGAAGAGUCUUCCCAGGCUGUAACACAAAUAAGAGCCACAUCCUAUCACACAUUCAGACUCUUGUGUAUGAAUCCAGAAUCCUCAUUGAACUCUGCAUUCAGUUUAGUAGUUAUAUAAUCAGGUUAUUUGAAUUAUUCUCUGUGCAAUGUUUGUGGGAGGUUCAUCAAGGAGUAAUGAUUAUUGUAGGAUGUUUAUUCUUUGAGCAGAUAUGUUUAUAAUUAGCCAUUAUUUUUCCUGUAGCAAAUGAGAAAUGCACUUUACUUCCAAUACAAAACUAGGUGCUUUGUCCAUAGAACUAGUGAAUAUUUCAUCGAAAAUAUUGUUUUGGAAUUUAGUUCUGCUUGUGCCAUUUUCUGUUAGUAGUUAAUUAAUAUUAAUAUUUAUACAAGCUUAAAUGUAGAUGGACUAAUAUUUAUUUAAUCUGAUGUGAAUAUUAUAUUGCUGGGUGUCAGAAUGAUGAGAAAUUGUAGAAUAAUGAAUGGCAAGAGAUCUCUCUCUCACACACACACACGUAUUAUAAAAUCACCACGUUAUGAUUUUUCGCUAUUUAAAAAAAAAAAAGAAAAAAAGAUUUCAUUCUGUUUCUGUACUCCAGGUGAGUAAAGCAAUUUUUACUGAAAAUUUUAAAAAGUAAAUAUUCUAUUAGCUUGUUAUUGAAGCCAAAAAGAGAAGCAGUGUUUUUCUGAUAAACACACGUCCUUGGCAUUCUUUACAGAUUUCUAUACUCACUGAGUUUUGGGCCUUGAAACGUUCCUGAUUGCUUGUAUAUCAGUGACACCAGAGAGAAAUAAAAAUCCAGCAAUGUCGCUUGGCUCCUUUAUUAAUAU